AUGCGUACAUUUCCUAUUCUUUUCCCCUUUUCCCCUCCUUUUCCGUUAUUGCCACAAGGUACCAGGUUUAAUCUCAAGUUUACCCAUUUUAACUCUCUUCUACAAUCAUUUAUGAACGCUAAACAGUGGCUAGCGAAGCUCGUGGCGUUCGACACGACGAGCCGCAACUCCAACCUCGACCUCAUCCACUACUGCAAGGAGUACCUGGAGGGACUCGGUGUGAAGUGCACGCUGGUGCACAACGCGGAGAAGACAAAGGCGAAUCUGUGGGCAACGCUGCCGGGCGACGGCGGUGUGACGGACGGCGGCAUCAUUCUCUCCGGCCACACCGACGUGGUGCCGGUGGACGGGCAGAAGUGGGACAGUGACCCGUUCACGCUGACGGAGAAGGAUGGCCGGCUGUACGGGCGGGGCACAUGUGAUAUGAAGGGAUUUAUUGCUGUAUGUAUGUCCCUCACUCCGGAAUUACUCAAGAUGAAGCGUGCUAAACCGAUUCAUUUUGCAUGGACCUAUGAUGAAGAGAUAGGAUGUAUCGGUGGCAAGGUGCUUGCGGAGUUCCUGCGGGAUAACAACAUCAAGGCGGAUGGAUGCAUCGUUGGUGAACCAACAUCUAACAACAUCGUCAUUGCGCACAAGAGUAAUGAUUUGUUCCGUGUUCGUAUUUACGGUAAAGCGGCACAUUCCUCUUAUGCUCUUACAAAUCAAGGAUGCAAUGCUAUUGACUAUGCCUGUAAAUUGAUCCUAAAAAUACGUGAGGUGGCUGAAGAAGUCAAGUUCAAGGGUCCAUUUGAUGAGUUUUUUGAUGUUCCUUUUACUACAGUAUCGACAAAUUUUAUUAAAGGGGGUAAUGCAGGGAAUAUCAUUCCUGCAACGUGUGAAUUUUUGUAUGAAAUGAGAUGCUUGCCAAAAGUAGAGUUGAAAUCUAUUCAAGAAAAAAUACAAAGUUUCUUAGAAAAGGAACUUCUUCCCUCUUUGAAGAAAGAAUAUCCAGAUGGACGUAUUGAGGUGGAAAAAUUGAGUGGCGUCCCUUCAAUGAAGGAAUCUGACGAGAACGAUCCGUUUAUUGUAUUGGUACGCCAUUUGACUAAAGAUUCGAAGACACGCAAGGUCGCGUACGCCACUGAAGGUGGUCACUAUCAGGGUAUUGGUGUUCCUGUGGUUGUCUGUGGGCCAGGAUCUAUCUUGCAAGCACAUCAACCGAAUGAGUUUGUUUCUAUUGACCAACUCGAUGGUUGUGCUAAUAUGAUUCGCGGUGUUGCUUUGGGUAACUUAAAUGGGCAACGGUCCCAUAUUUAA
Molecule: messenger RNA, 1296 nt
Organism: Trypanosoma theileri
Lineage: Eukaryota; Euglenozoa; Kinetoplastea; Trypanosomatida; Trypanosomatidae
Product: glutamamyl carboxypeptidase
Exons: 1
Coding region: 1-1296 (431 amino acids)
Biological process (GO): L-arginine biosynthetic process
Molecular function (GO): acetylornithine deacetylase activity
Source: RefSeq, a predicted model, not a curated record